Gregarina niphandrodes is the source of this 4473-nucleotide messenger RNA. RefSeq names its product putative type I fatty acid synthase. The record is from RefSeq and is a predicted model, not a curated record. Bases 1 to 4473 code for a protein of 1490 amino acids. NCBI's taxonomy places the organism in Eukaryota, Apicomplexa, Conoidasida, Eugregarinorida, Gregarinidae. Gene Ontology annotation, molecular function: fatty acid synthase activity; phosphopantetheine binding. The transcript has 2 exons. Gene Ontology annotation, biological process: fatty acid biosynthetic process.
AUGGAUUUGGAGGUGGCCGGUUGCGACAAUUUGGAGAAUUUCGCGCGCGUGUUUGCCGAACAUCCCCGCGAGGCGGAGUGGUUGGAAAAUGGUGGGGAAUGGCACGUGAGUCGACUGAAGCAGCAACCACUGGCGCAAGAACGUGGACCCUGUGGUGUCUCGGUGACAGAGCCGAAGCGAUACCUACGGGAUCAACUUGCAAUGCGCCCCGUCCCGCGAGCGGAGGCUUUACCGCUGAGCGAAGAAAUGUUGACAGUGCGUGUGCUCGCAGUAACCAUCACACCCGCACACGUGCGCGCACUCCGUGACGACGGACCCGACGAAAACUGGGCCAGUCUGCGCUGCCCCUUCGUCGGAGUCGUAGCCGCUGGAGAGGCCGCCGGACGUGUUGUAAGUGGCUGCAGCAUUGGCGUGUGGCAGGCCUUCGCGGUCGUUGACGCCACGGAGUGUCAGGGACUGCCCCAAGACAACCUCUAUCCUCUAACCAAACACCUUCCCGGGCGACGCUGUGUACAUGUCAGCACUGCAGAAGAGAUGGCGGAACAACUAAGCACACUCGAAGAGGAACAGGAACAGUUGUCUCCAGAGCAGACGGGUGUCACGGUAUGCUGGCGGAGUCCGUUGAGUCGUCGGUUGUGUGUGGAGGACGUUUCGCGUGAUGCGUACUUGGUUACCGGUGGUUGGGGAGGACUGGGUCUGACCACGGCCAGAUUCUUGGUGCAGGAAGGCGCACGAACGCUGUACUUGGUGUCACGUCGUGGACGAGCGGUUGAGGAGUCUGCGGCGACAGUGUUCUUACGAGCGGCCGAACGAAGCGGUGUUCGCGUCGUGGGUGUCGCCGCAGAUCUGGCGGAGCGCGAGGGAGUGGUGCGUGUGCUGGAUCGUGUGGCGAUGGAUGGGACACAUAUCGACGCUACAUAUCUCCCGAAGGCUGCAAGUGCGUUGUGGUUCGAGAAAGAGUUGGAAGCUAGGAGUGGCUGGGACCAGAAGUUGGAGCACUUUGUUCUCUUUUCUUCAGUAACCAGUUUGGUUGGUAACUACAGUCAAGUGAACUAUGGUGCUGCGAACUCAGUUCUUGACUGUAUCGCCAGCAGCAGACAUGCACGUGGACUGGCAGGACUUAGUAUCCAGUGGGGUCCUUGGACGGAGCAGGGUAUGGCCGCGGAGCUGGUUGGGAUUAUGGAGAAGGUUGGCAUGAGGGGCCUUAGUAAUGACGCCGGGUUGCGUGUUCUGCAUGCUGCCAUGUUCGAAAGCACCCAUGCUGAGUUCGGCGGGGCAAUCGGCGCCCAAGCGUUUGUGUGGAAACGAUUCCUCCGUCGUUACACUAACAUGCCACGUUUCUACGGCGCGUUGCCCUCAACGUUGCUGAAUUCGGGCGAAGCGGGCGACGUGAUUGACUUGAGCAAGCUAACACACGAGGAGUUAGUCGGGCUGUUGGCGGACAUCGCGCAACAGGUCAGUGGCACCUCGGAACGUCCUGAUGCAGACACUGCCAUGAUUGACAUGGGCUUUGAUUCGUUGGGAGCCGUGGAGUUCCGGAACAAUGUUCUGGACACAACUGGAGUGCGGUUGCCCCAGACGUUGGCAUUCGAGAAUCCGAGUUUAGGCACAUUGGCGGACCAUAUUUUCGCCGCCGCUGGAGCCAGUGCUGCUGCUACCAGCGCGUCCAAGUCUGAGUUGCAUGGAAAGGCGACGCAUGAGUGGCUGUUGCAAGUUUUCGGGGUCGAGGCGGAGCGUGCAACACUGUACAUCGAACCAUUCGCGAACCACUUCCCCACGCUCGGCGACCUCAUUGGUGUGGAAGAUGUUGACACCGCUCUUCGGACAGUGAUUCAAGUGGCAGACGAACGCGAUCGUGGCACUCUAGCCAUCGCAUGGAACGAACUACAGGACAAGGCGUUGGGUCAAGCGGGUCAGACGGUAAGCGCAGGUGCGGUAAAGAGAACAGGAGCUAAGGUGCCGCAUCCGCUCGAAGACUUGGCUAUGCUGAAGGACGAACUGGUGAAUGAGGGAGGCUUCAUGCACUUUGAUGUGAAGAAACUGCAGCCGAUGACACCUGUGCGAGAUACCAAACGUGUCUUACUCACUGGCGUUACCGGCUUCGUGGGACGAUGCCAGAUCGCUGCAUUGCUGAAGCUCUCUCGCGAACGUGACAUGGGACUUACCGUGUUCUGCAUCGUGCGCGCACGAUCCGUCGAACAUGGAAUGGAACGUAUUCGUGAAGCUUGCGUGGAAGCUGUGGUGUGGGAGGACUGGUUUGCUGACCACAUUGAGGUUCUGCCUGGCGAUUUUACCAAGACCGAUUUGGGAGUGGGUGGUGAGAAGUUCGACUGGCUUUGCAGGAACAUCGAUUUAGUGUAUCAUACUGGUGGUGAUGUUAAUUUGUUAUGUAACUAUAGCAAGGUGCGUGAGACGAAUACGUUAUCUGUGCGAGGGAUCGUGAAGUUGUGCACCACGCAUAAAGUUAAAAGUCUUAACUUCACCUCCACGUUGGGUCAGUACCCGGAUCUAUUUGGGUUCUUUACGAACGAGUUUGCCGACCGGUUCUUGCAUGAGGACACAGGACCUCGUCUUGAUGAGAUGGAGAAGUACUUCCCGCCACAACGACAAGGGUACCCGUGGUCGAAGUGGGCUGCAGAGAUGGUGAUCCGAGAGGCGCGAUCAAUGGGACUCCCGGCACAUAUCUAUCGACUACCUAACAUGUAUUGUGGCUAUCGUACUGGCUACACCAACCGUACGGACUAUGCUACGGCGUUGAUGAUAAGUACCAUUCAGGAAGGUUGUUUCCCCAUAAGUUCGGCGUUUGCUGUGCUGACUCCAGUUGAUAUAAUUGCGGACAUGGUUGUAGAGGGUGGUUUGUUACUUGAGCCGGAAACACGACAGCAUUGGGUCUAUAACCUUAUCGAUACGGCCUUAGUGUAUAUGAAGGAUAUGGAGGAAUGGGCGGCCCGAGCGGGUGUGCAAUAUCGAGGUGUGGAUUUGGACACUUUUUUGCAGCGUGUUAAGAAGCGCGGACCAUCAAGCCCUGUUCAUCGAUUUGUACCACUCAUGCAAUACUGGCGUCAAUACUGGUUUAGCCAAACACCUCGUGAAACACCUUGGCCAAUUCGCACUCAGAAUGUCUUCGAUGACCUCCCACAUCAAAAAUGGCCGAAACAGGAAGAUGUCUUCCGAGCAUCCUUCUUGUACUGCGCAGCCCGAAAUUACUUCCCCGCUGACUCUCUAUCCGUCAGCAUUGACACCGACAAGAUCAUUGAGGCCGCGGAAAAACAAACCGGACUCGACGACCCUGGUGAUGACUUUGGCCUUAUGCUUGAACCCGUACUGAAACCAUUUAGUGAUGAAUUGACAGAGAGCAAAAUAUCUAUUGGCGGUGGCGCUAACAUGAGUUUCAUAGGGAAGCUUUCACUCUUCAGAACUAGCAAGCAAUACCUCAUCAAUAUGCUUGUCAUGACCGACAAGGAGAAGCUAUAUCCGGUGAUUCGGCAACAAGUUAUUCGACGACCUCUGGUGAUUACCGGACUCAACCGGUCCGGUACCACUUUCUUACAGAACCUCCUAUGCCAGGACAAGAAGAAUCGCGGCGUACUCUAUCUUGAACAAGUCGCACUGUACGGCGAAAACGGAGAAUUCGAUCAGCAUGGGCUGCCUGACGACUAUGACAUCCGGAGCGAUCCCCGUGGGCGGUAUGCUCAGGACCUGUUGGACGCGCAACUUGGCAUGACCGAUGAAUGGAUGCUCAUACACGCACAAGACGCAUACAAGCCUGAAGAGGAAUUCCUCAUCAUGGAACACUCCGGACGGUCUUACAGUAUCUGCGUAGAGUUCGCCGUCAAGUCCUACCGCAACUGGCUACUUGGACUCGACCAACCUGAGACCGACCGGUUCAAGGAGCUCAAGGUGGGCUACGACUUCCAUCAUCGCUUCCUGCAACACCUGCAAUGGCAACGCCGCGGUGGCGAUCGAUUCCUACUAAAGAUGCCUUUCCACUUGUUUGCACUGGACGCACUGUUUGAUAAGUACCCCGACGCCCAAGUCGUCAUGACCCACCGCGACCCAGUAGAGGUAAUGGGCAGCUGGUGCUCUCUGGUUACACACGCUCGCGAACGAACUAGCAACAACGUCGACCCCAAGGAAAUUGGUGCUGUCGAACUCCGUGACAUGAGCACCAUGAUUGACUGCGGUAUCCAGUACCGGAAAGCCCACCCUGAACGAGCCAAUCAGUUCACAGACGUCCAGUUCCAUGAACUCAUCUCCAAUCCCAUUGAGACCGUGAAAAAGAUUUACGAGAAGUUCCAACUCCCUCUGGAACAGACCACCGUCGAUGCUAUGACCGAGUUCAUCAACACCGACCGCGCACAGAAGAAGCAGAGACACCACUACACCCUAGAUAAUGCCGGACUUAAUGAAGAGAAAGUCAGAGGGGCGUUUAAAAACUACUACGACUCAGGAUUCCUGACUCUUCGUCCGUGA